UCACUCCCCAGCUAAAGCCACCUCCCCCACUCUCUCCAUCACAGUUCUCCAACUUUUUUUUUGAUAGAGAGAACGCCGGGAUCCACUAGACAUUGGCCGGAGGCAGUGAGCUUUCCGGCGGCCCGAUGACGCGUCCCGGUGGUGGCCCCGAGAGGGGCCGUCUUUGGCCGACACUGGCCGUGGCAUUGGCCGUGCUCGUCGUCUCGAUCAAUGUAGGCUCGGCCUCCGCUGAUGGCUACAUUUACUCUUCCCCUCCUCCGCCUUACGAGUACAAGUCUCCACCCCCGCCUUCACCGUCUCCGCCACCACCCUACGUUUACAUGUCUCCUCCACCACCUUCACCACAUCCACAGCCCCCGUACAUAUACAAGUCUCCCCCACCACCCUCACCUUCCCCGCCACCACCGUACGUUUACAAAUCUCCUCCACCACCGUCUCCUUCCCCACUGCCACCUUACUACUAUAAGUCACCACCCCCGCCCUCACCCUCGCCACCACCACCAUAUUACUACCAGUCUCCACCACCCCCAAAGAAAUCUCCUCCUCCACCUUACUAUUACGAGUCGCCGCCGCCACCUUCCCCAUCUCCUCCACCUCCAUAUUAUUACAAAUCUCCACCACCUCCAUCUCCAUCUCCUCCUCCACCUUACUACUACAAAUCGCCGCCGCCGCCCUCACCAUCUCCUCUGCCUCCAUACUACUACACCUCACCACCACCGCCGAAACACUCACCUCCACCACCAUACUACUACAAAUCACCACCACCACCCUCCCCAUCUCCUCUGCCGCCUUAUUACUACAAAUCUCCGCCACCGCCGGCGCAUUCUCCCCCGCCGCCGUACUACUAUACAUCUCCGCCUCCUCCAGUGAAAUCCCCUCCUCCACCGAAGCCGUACUAUUACACAUCGCCGCCGCCGCCUCCGAAGUCUCUUCCUCCUCCUUACUACUACACCUCGCCGCCGCCGCCGCCAUCGCCGUACCCUCACCCGCAUCCCCACCACCUGAUCGUCAAGGUGGUCGGAAAAGUCUACUGCUACAGAUGCUACGACUGGGGGCACCCUGUGAAAUCCCACGACAAGAAGCACCUCAAAGGUGCCGUCGUGGAGGUGACCUGCAAGGCCGGCGAGAAGGAGAUCAAGGCGUACGGCAAGACCAAGAUCAACGGCAAGUACAGCAUCACCGUCGACGGGUUCAGCUACGGCAAGGACGGCAAGGCGGAGGCGUGCAAGGCGAAGCUCCACGCGGCGCCCAAGGACUCGCCGUGCAGCAUCCCGACCGACCUGCACUGGGGCAAGAAGGGCGCGGAGCUCAGGCUCAAGUCCAAGUCCGAUUACGAAGUCGUGCUCUACGCCAAGCCCUUCGCCUACGCCCCGAAGACUCCUUACAAGGAGUGCGAGAAGCCCAAGCCCAAGCCCACGCCCACUCCCGCUCCGCCUUACAUCUACAAAUCUCCCCCGCCACCACCAUACGUCUACAAGUCCCCGCCACCACCUCCGCCUACUUAUGUGUAUAAGUCUCCACCGCCACCACCGUAUGUUUACAAGUCUCCACCGCCACCGCCACCGGCAUAUAUCUAUAAAUCUCCACCGCCGCCCCCUUACAUCUACAAGUCACCUCCUCCACCACCAUACAUCUACGAAUCUCCACCACCACCCCUGCCUCCUUAUGUCUAUAAGUCCCCUCCACCGCCACCAUACAUCUACAAGUCUCCUCCACCACCGUCGCCGAUGCCCUACAUCUACAAGUCGCCUCCACCGCCGCCCUACAUCUACAAGUCGCCUCCUCCACCGCCAUACAUCUACAAGUCUCCACCACCACCCCUGCCUCCUUAUGUCUAUAAGUCCCCUCCACCGCCGCCAUACAUCUACAAGUCUCCUCCACCACCGUCGCCGAUGCCCUACAUAUACAAGUCGCCCCCUCCUCCACCAUACAUCUACAAGUCUCCUCCACCGCCGCCCUACAUCUACAAGUCGCCUCCUCCACCGCCAUACAUCUACAAGUCUCCUCCACCACCGUCGCCGAUGCCCUACAUCUACAAGUCUCCUCCACCGCCGCCCCUACAUCUACAAGUCGCCCCUCCACCACCGCCAUACAUCUACAAGUCUCCACCACCACCCUUGCCUCCUUAUGUCUAUACGUCCCCUCCACCGCCACCAUACAUCUACAAGUCUCCUCCACCACCGUCGCCGAUGCCCUACAUAUACAAGUCGCCCCCUCCUCCACCAUACAUCUACAAGUCUCCUCCACCGCCGCCCUACAUCUACAAGUCGCCUCCUCCACCGCCAUACAUCUACAAGUCUCCACCACCACCCUUGCCUCCUUAUGUCUAUACGUCCCCUCCACCACCACCAUACAUCUACAAGUCUCCUCCACCACCGUCGCCGAUGCCCUACAUAUACAAGUCGCCCCCUCCUCCACCAUACAUCUACAAGUCUCCUCCACCGCCGCCCUACAUCUACAAGUCACCUCCUCCUCCACCAUACAUCUACAAGUCACCUCCACCGCCGCCCUACAUCUACAAGUCUCCUCCACCACCACCGCCGACUUAUAUCUACAAGUCGCCUCCUCCUCCACCAUACAUCUACAAGUCCCCUCCACCGCCUCCCUACAUCUACAAGUCUCCACCACCACCAUCCCCAUCUCCACCUCCUCCUUACGUCUACAAAUCGCCGCCUCCCCCAUCACCAUCUCCUCCUCCUCCCUACCACUACACUUCACCUCCACCACCGGUGAAGUCUCCACCGCCACCAUACCACUACAUAUCCCCACCACCACCGUCACCAUCUCCACCUCCUCCUUAUGUAUACAUGUCCCCACCUCCUCCCUACCACUACACAUCACCUCCGCCACCGGUGAAAUCUCCACCACCGCCGUACCACUACGUGUCUCCACCACCACCGUCACCGUCACCACCUCCUCUUUAUGUCUACAAGUCACCACCUCCCCCUUCACCAUCCCCUCCUCCUCCCUACCACUACACAUCGCCACCACCCCCAGUGAAGUCGCCUCCUCCCCCAGCAUACAUCUACGGAUCACCGCCGCCUCCAAUUUACUAAGCUCAAAAGGCUUAGUCACAUACCAACUCCAAUCAUAUGUUAGUUUGCAGAAUGUAAUAAAGGAGGGUUCCGAAAAGAAUAGAAUCGGACUUCAGUCUUCCAA
Messenger RNA from Rhodamnia argentea, 3159 nucleotides. RefSeq names its product extensin-2-like. The record is from RefSeq and is a predicted model, not a curated record. Gene Ontology annotation, molecular function: structural constituent of cell wall. NCBI's taxonomy places the organism in Eukaryota, Viridiplantae, Streptophyta, Magnoliopsida, Myrtales, Myrtaceae. Gene Ontology annotation, biological process: plant-type cell wall organization.